Molecule: messenger RNA, 969 nt
Organism: Clonostachys rhizophaga
Lineage: Eukaryota; Fungi; Ascomycota; Sordariomycetes; Hypocreales; Bionectriaceae
Source: the annotation of a GenBank genome assembly
AUGAGCAGACUAGCAGGUGGUACGGGCGAUAUCUGGGACCAGCAUCCCACAGUCUCGGGAUCUACCAAGGCUUGGCUUAUUGUUUCUUCCAUGAGCAGCAUGACAGGCGGUUGGGCCACUAUGGCUACUAAUGUGGCUGAUUUCACACGACAUAUGAAGAGGCCUAAGGGUGUCUAUUGGCAGACAUUAUUUGUUCCGGGAAUCUGCACACUACUUGGGGUUCUUGGUAUUAUCAGUACCUCAGCAGAAAAGGUUGUUUAUGGCGAGUACAUCUGGGAUCCUCUCGAACUUGCCUCGCAUUGGGAUGGGCCCUCCGGAAGAGCUGCAGCGUUCUUUGUCGGCGUUUCAUGGUGCGUCGCUCAAAUCGGAACCAACUUGUCUGCCAAUGUGAUCUCCUGCGCCAACGAUAUGGCCAGCUUGUGGCCGAAGUAUAUCAACAUCAAAUGCGGCGUUGUUAUUACCACCGUUACGGCUGGCUGGAUCACGGUGCCAUGGAAAAUCAUUUCAUCCGCCGCCUCUCUCCUUAACUUCAUGGGGGCAUUGGGUGUUUUCCUCGCCCCCAUCGCUGCAAUCUUGGCCUGUGACUACUGGGUAGUCAAACGGAGAGCAAUCGACGUGCCUGCUUUAUACCGCAAGAAUGGUCGAUACAGUUAUGGAACCCGGGCGGGCACAAAUUGGCGAGCUGUCGUCGCCAUGUUAGUGGGAAGUGUUCCAAGCUUGCCUGGUCUCGCGGCUGCAGUGAAUCCGAGCCUGGAUAUCGGGGGGGCUAAGAAUAUCUUUGACAUCACGUUUCUCGUUUAUGGUGCCCUGAGUUGGGUCUGGCCUGCUCAUGAAACGUUAGUUGAAGCGACCUUGCACGAAGAGGUCAUCAUUGUAGAUGGAAUGGAGGUGACCAAUGACGGGCUCCAUGGCACUCACACCGGUGCAAAGUCGGUGCAGGCAGAAACCAUUAAGGCAGCUGAAGCCUAG